AUGAUUUCUAUGAGCCGAAAUUAUUCGAUGACAAGUAAAGGGAGAGUGUUAAUCGGAGGUGGAACAGGAUUUGUUGGAAAAUGUUUGAAACAAUAUCUCAAGGACCAAAAUUAUGAUGUUACUAUCAUAUCUAGAAAAACCAAUGGGUUUACUAAAUUUGAUUCUGUUAUAAGCUGGGAUCAAGUAAAAAAAAAUGAAAUUCCACUUGAUACAGUAGCUGUUAUUAAUGCAGCUGGUGAACCAAUUCUUGAACCUACACGAUUUUGGACCAGCAAGUUUAAAAAAUCUGUAUGGGAUAGUAGAGUAUUGACUAAUCAAUGCCUUGUGGAUGCAAUCAAUAACAUGAAUACACAAAAGCCAAAAUUAUUUGUAUCGUUUUCUGGAGUGGGAAUAUAUCCACCCAAUACAGAUAAGUGUAAACCAUAUACAGAGAGCUACGACGUUAAAGAAUUUGAUUACUUAUCGAAAUUAGCAAUUGGUAUUGAAAAAAGUGCCAUACCAAAAUCAGACGACGUACGCUCAGUAAUAAUAAGAUUAGGGGUUGUAUUUGGCCGACAAGGUGGAUUUAUAAGUCAACUUUAUCCAUUCUUUCGUUUUGGUUUUGGAAUAUGUAUGGGUAAUGGUUCUCAAUUCUUACCUUGGAUACACAUAGAUGAUGUCUGUCGUUUAGUGUUGUUUGCUAUUGAAAACAAAAGUGUAGAGGGUAUUGUCAAUGGAGUUGCACCUGAAAUAGUUACCCAUCAUUAUUUUGCUAAAAGUUUUGUUGAAGUCUUUGGUCAUAGUUUUGUAUUAAAAGUUCCUGGAUUUAUUUUCAAGUUAAUAUUUGGAACUGAGCGAGCAAAAAUGGUUUUAGAAGGACAAGCGGUCGAACCAACCAAAUUAAACAACUUAAAUUUUUCGUACAAAUUGCCUGAUAUUAAAACAGCAUUGUGUCGUGUAUCUCAAGAAUAA
Macrosiphum euphorbiae (potato aphid) is the source of this 951-nucleotide messenger RNA. Lineage: Eukaryota; Metazoa; Arthropoda; Insecta; Hemiptera; Aphididae. The record is from the annotation of a GenBank genome assembly.